UGGCAGUAGUCGAGAGUCUCUUUUUUUUAUGUAUGAGGCUGAAGAAGGAUGAUGAAGGGGCGGAUUAACCGGGUUGCGCAAGCCGCAGCCACACGCAUUAUUUAGGGACACGAAGAAACCAUGACAUGGCUUUCAGAAGCAAAGCGGUCGACUCCAAGACCGUACUCUGCAACCUGCUGCUGUGUUUGCUCAUCUUCUACUCUCUCUUCUACAUGAUCGCAAGCGUUUGCUUCGGUGCCUUCAGGUUGGAUGACUUCGAUGGACUGAUACCGUUUGACUUUAAGACCACACCUGAGGACUCCACUUCCAAAUAUUUGGUCAACAUCCUGUCUCUGGAGCUCACAUACUUCAGCAGCAGCCUGCUGUUUGCCGCCGUGGUCAAGAGGCGAGUGUGGGACUAUGCCGUCACAGUCACGGUCCUGCACGUCUUCAUUACAAGCAUCGUCAUGCUGGAGUUUCCGCUGGCGUGGCAGUGGUGGCUGGCCUUAGGUAGCGGCUUGUUUCUGAUGAUCUGCAACGGUCAGCUGAUUGCUUACUUCACCUGCCCAGGGGACCAAAGCUAUGUUGCUUUUACCGUCUAUUAAACGGGAUAGUGUUGUCAUGUGCAAAAGUCUUGGGCCGCUAUUAGAUGUUUAAGUUGUUUAAGCAGUGUUGUAACAACCCAAAUCAUCCCCAGGGAUAUACCGAUAUACCAUAGAGUGUAAAACAGCAGGACUUGUUACCGGACUCCUGGGUCCACCUCGCUCCUCAUCCAUAUGUGACGCCAACCUUCCACGGCGUCAACAUCAUUUUUCCUGCCGCUUUUUAUUUGUCACGCUACGUUCAAUGUCAAUGGUGGCCUGAGACUUGCUGACGUUUCUAUAUGUUUGAGUUAUGAUGCACAACUUAAAGUAUUUGUUACUGUAUCUUUAAAAGCUACGAAUGUAACACCUGAAUGUUGGGAAUGUUGCAAUAUUUAUUCAUUUGAAAUAAAACUAAACAUUCCAUCAAUCAAACACCUUCUAUUUUUAUUUAGGGCUGUCAAAUGAUUAAAGACUCGUCAUGGUUUCCAAUUAAUUAAUCAUGAUUAAUUAGUAUGUCUGAAAUAUGGUAAUUUUUACAGCGUUUUAUUGAAAGAAAUACAAAUGACAGGGCAGGGUUAUACGCUGUAUAUUUGUAUGCAUUCAAUGAUUUAAAUAAAGUUGAAUGAAAACGCAUAUAAAUAAAAACGCAAUGAAUGAAAUAAAUGAGCCGUUGACGCGCUAUUUUUGACAGCCCUAAUUUUCCUAUUCCAUUCUGAAAAGUGUACACAGACAAUAUAAUGCAAUGUACACAAUGUAUCCAGGUAUAUUAUAUGACAUUAUAUUAUAGUUCAUAUACUGUACAUUUUGAUUUAUGACGU
Molecule: messenger RNA, 1381 nt
Organism: Doryrhamphus excisus (bluestripe pipefish)
Lineage: Eukaryota; Metazoa; Chordata; Actinopteri; Syngnathiformes; Syngnathidae
Product: putative transmembrane protein 244
Source: RefSeq, a predicted model, not a curated record